AUGAUCAACCUCGGUACCUUAACUUUGCUCAUAUCUGUGAUGCAAGCCGCUCUUAUCAAAGGCAAUGCGCAAUUUUACCGUACCCAGCUGAAGGACAUUGUUCCUAAGCGGGAGGUUCUCUACGUUGGCGGGGAAUACACCAAAGACGAUGCAACCAAUUAUUCAUCAAUAGCUAUGGUAGGGCAAAUUUACGUUGAGAAGCUUGCGCCUGAGCCAGCGCCGGCGAACCCACCACUUCCCAUUAUCUUCAUCGCAGGCGCGGGUCAGACCGGCACCAAUUUCCUGGAUACUCCAGAUGGACGGCCGGGAUGGGCCUCCUAUUUCAUCUCCAAAGGCCACACUGUGUAUCUCUCAGACCAGCCCGCGCGCGGCCGUUCCUUCUGGUCUCCAGGGCAGGGGAGUAUUGGGUCUAUUGGCUCCCCCGAUUCUGUCACGGAUAUCUUCACCGACGUAGCCAACAACGGCGACCAAUGGCCACAGGCGAAGCUUCACACGCAAUGGCCUGGCAGCGGUCGCAUGGGCGAUCCGACCUUUGACGCUUUCUACCGGAGUCAGGUGCAGUUCCAAACCGACCGGUUUAUAAGCGAAGAGCAAAAUGCGCAGGCAUAUUCAGCUCUAGUGGACCUUGUCGGCGACUGUUAUAUCAUCAGUCACUCGCAGGCGGGUGCAUACGGCUGGAGGGUCGGAGACAUGCGUCCAGACCGAGUGAAGGGCAUCGUGCAGCUGGAGCCGUCUGGUCCCCCGUUUACGCUCCGUCCCCCGUUUGGAAAUAGCCCGGCUUUUGCGUUCGGUCUCACUGACCUUCCAAUCGGAUACAAACCAUCCGCGGGCAAGAAUGCCGAAAACAUCGAGACGAUCACCGAGGCUGCCGUCGACGAUGAUCACAACGAGUGCAUCAUGCAGAAGUCCCCGGCCAAGCAGUUGACGAACCUGGCCAGAAUCCCAGAACUGGUCGUUACUGGCGAAGCGUCGUUCCAUGCACCAUACGAUUACUGUACCGUCGAAUAUCUGAAGCAAGUCGGCGUAGACGUCGAAUACGUAGAUCUCGGUAAGGAGGGCAUUCAUGGCAACGGUCACAUGUUUUUCAUGGAGAAGAACAACCUUAAGAUCGCAGCCCGGGUGUACCAGUGGCUGAGGAAGCAUUAA
Molecule: messenger RNA, 1146 nt
Organism: Aspergillus affinis
Lineage: Eukaryota; Fungi; Ascomycota; Eurotiomycetes; Eurotiales; Aspergillaceae
Product: alpha/beta hydrolase
Exons: 3
Coding region: 1-1146 (381 amino acids)
Source: RefSeq, a predicted model, not a curated record